CGCUUCUGAUCCGGUUUGCUCAUUUUACGAAUGUGAAGGGUUGCUUUUAAAUUCACAGAGAUUUUUAAAAGCGCUGACGUUAUUGAUAAUAUCGACUAUUUGAAAAGAAAAGGCGAACGUGGUCGAUCUUAGACCAAAAUCGACCGCGCAUCAGGGGCCAGGGCGCAUGGGAUAAAAACACACCAAAAGUUUUGUUGCAUCCUGAGGAUACGUAAAGAGAAGGUUAACUUAAAAAGGUGUCUUGGUUUUUGGACUUUUUCAUGUAUUGGAAAAAUGAGACUUUGGCUCCUCUAUCAGAGGGAAAUCAAUUUCUAUCCGAAGGAAUUCCCGCAAAACAGGUGAUCUCGCCAGAUUCACAGAGCACACCGGGAGCAUCACGCUGCGUGGACAACCAACACGGACACGCUAUGUCACACUCUGACGGAGAAUCGCACAGAUCUAAUAUGGAGAAAGACGAUACGCGCUCUUCGCCCAGUCCGCCUUCAACUCCGUCCAUCUGCUCGCCCACCUCCACCGUCUCUUCCGUGCCGUCCACCGGGAAGAACGUGUGCGCGAGCUGUGGCCUCGAGAUAUUGGACAGAUAUCUACUGAAGGUUAAUAAUCUGAUUUGGCACGUGAGAUGUCUGGAGUGUUCAGUUUGCAGAACCUCAUUACGUCAACACAGCAGCUGCUAUAUUAAAAACAAGGAAAUCUUCUGUAAAAUGGAUUAUUUCAGUAGGUUUGGUACAAAGUGUGCCCGCUGUGGCCGCCAGAUCUAUGCCAGCGACUGGGUGCGGCGAGCCAGGGGCAACGCCUACCAUCUGGCCUGCUUCGCAUGUUUCUCCUGCAAACGUCAGCUUUCUACAGGCGAAGAGUUUGGACUGGUGGAAGAGAAAGUUCUCUGUCGGAUCCAUUAUGACACCAUGGUGGAGAACCUGAAGCGGGCCGCUGAGACUGGAAGUGGACUUACUCUUGAAGGGGCAGUGCCCUCGGAACAGGACAGUCAACCAAAACCGGCCAAACGAGCACGAACAUCAUUUACUGCGGAACAACUGCAGGUAAUGCAGGCACAGUUUGCCCAGGACAACAAUCCUGAUGCCCAGACCCUUCAGAAGCUGGCAGACAUGACCGGGUUGAGUAGACGAGUCAUACAGGUUUGGUUUCAAAACUGCAGAGCGAGACAUAAAAAGCAUACUCCACAGCACAGCGGCCCACCUCAAGGUCACCCGCAGGCCCGCAUGCCCCCUUCACUGCCAGAUGAACUGCAUUAUUCUCCUUUCGGCAGUCCUGAGAGAGCGCGCAUGGUGGCUCUGCACGGCUACAUCGAAAGUCAUCCGUUUUCAAUGCUUACUGCCCAGAGCCUUCCUCAUCAAGCCAUGACGUUACCCCAGCUCCCUCUCAGCCGCUAACGCCCCACCCCAGUGUGACCCCUGGCCCCUCACCCUGACCUCCUGCUCCAAACUUCCGUCUACUCCACCACGGACCUUCGAGGUCGGAUCGGGCUCAAGGAGAGGGUCACAGUCCCACUUGCUCUUGACCUUUGAACUCCCAAGGAGAGAGACUGUUUCCUCUCUGGCUUCAUUGGACAGGAUUUUACUCCUGCAUGACGCUCAUUUACGGAAAAUACAUAUUUGUGACCUGUGAAUUUAAGACUUGUUGCCGAAACUCUGGACUUGUGGACAAAAACACUGUAACAGAAGUGCUCUUGGUUGAUCCCUCUCUCAUCUCAGCUCUUGUUCGGAGAUGACUUUGAAAGCAAACAAAAGGAAUGUACAGUUACCUGCAUCAGUGUUAAAGAAAUAGGUUGAAAAAGCACAAGAGCACUGGGAUGUGGAAAAAAACAAGGUGGUAAGACAUAUUUUAUCCCUUUUCCUUUCUGAAACAUGCAAAACAUGUCUUGCCCAUGCAAGUGACAUGAGUGAACAUGCAUGUUGUUCCCAGACUAAUGGAUUAAAUUGAUCAUGCUUUUUCUCACAAUCUUUUUCCUAACUUCCCAAAUUACCACAGUUCGUAUGGCAUGAAAUGCUAUGCUUGCGUCUGAGGCGUAAAAAGAUGGCAAGUUUUAUUGAUCCAAAACAGACCCGAGUACAAAAUAAUAAUGUAACUUUAUGUCCGUUAUUUAAUUGAUUUAAUAUGUUUCAUUGAUUUUUGAGAAAGGGGAUUAGGAAAUAACCCUAACAAGGAAAUUUAAAAUUGACAUUCUGUUUUGAAAUGUUAAUGUUUGUAAAGUUGUUAAAAUAUAAGUGAUGAUUCAUAUAUUUAGUUUUACCUGAAAAGCUUUGAGUUUUCAAAGACCCUGAAGGCAUCAAAGUCUUUAAAAUCUUCCGUAAAGAAAUUGCAACUUUAACUAUUAUUAUUAUUAUUUUCGAAAAUCCAUCACAAUUACUGUUGCCGUAGCGAUUCUUUGGUUUAGAGUAAUAAUAAACCAAAUAGCACUGAUGUUAGGGUGAGAUUAUUUCAAAUCAUGCUCCAAAUGCUUUUACAAAACAGAGAAAGACAAUAUUGACCAUAUGAGGAUCAAGAAGGGAUUAUCAAUGACAAACUACAUUUUGUGGAAAAAAGAAAUUCUGAAAAAGAAAACGGUUUUCUAGUAUAAGGUUAAAAAGCACUUCAGAAAAAUGAAAAGAUAGCUACAUGUAAAGAAAAUGUACAUGUAUUUUUUACGCGUGUCCGUGUUUCAUUGUUUUAAUAAUACAUGUGUGCCGUAUAUGCCUCAGCCGUGACCAGAAAGCGAGAGUGUUGUAUACUUGCUGCAGACACGUUGUAUACUAACAGAUCAGAGCUGUGUACAGGUCUGAGACCAGGGGAAAAGUCUAAAAUUGUAACUUAAAUCUGAGAAAUACGCUCUUGUGUUCUGAAUGGGGGAUCAGGCCUUUACAUUCUUGUAUUUAUUAAGACAGGUAACCUGUAAGCACUUUUCCCCACUUACUUGUCUGUUUUAUAUAAAAAAGAAAAAAUAUUAAAAAUAAAAGAGAAAUAAAACAAAUAACAAUUUC
Molecule: messenger RNA, 2975 nt
Organism: Triplophysa dalaica
Lineage: Eukaryota; Metazoa; Chordata; Actinopteri; Cypriniformes; Nemacheilidae
Gene: lhx6a
Product: LIM homeobox 6a
Exons: 9
Coding region: 261-1388 (375 amino acids)
Biological process (GO): neuron differentiation; forebrain neuron development; regulation of transcription by RNA polymerase II
Cellular component (GO): nucleus
Molecular function (GO): RNA polymerase II transcription regulatory region sequence-specific DNA binding; DNA-binding transcription factor activity, RNA polymerase II-specific
Source: RefSeq, a predicted model, not a curated record